ACCGCCACCCUCACCAGUACCCACCAGGACCACACCCCACCAGGACCACAUCUACCAGGACCACAUCCACCAGGACCACAUCCACCAGGACCACAUCCACCAGGACCACAUCCACCAGGACCACCCCCACCAGGACCACAUCCACCCAGGACCCACCAGGACCACAUCCACCAGGACACAUCCACCAGGACCACCCCCACCAGGACCACAUCCACCAGGACCACAUCCACCAGGACCACAUCCACCAGGACCACCCCCACAGGACCACCCUCACCAGGACCCCCCCCCCACCCCCCCACCAGGACCACACCCCACCAGGACCCCCCCCCCCCCCCCACCAGGACCACCCCACCAGGACCACCCUCACCAGGACCACCCCCCACCAGGACCACAUCCACCAGGACCACAUCCACCAGGACCACCCCACCAGGACCACAUCACCAGGACCACCCCACCAGGACCACCCCCCACCAGGACCACAUCCACCAGGACCACCCCCACCAGGACCACCCUCACCAAGGACCACAUCCACAGGACCACCCCCACCAGGACCACCCCCACAGGACCCACAUCCACCAGGACCCACCCCCACCAAGGACCACCCUCACCAGGACCAACAUCCAUCAGGACCACACCCCACAAGGGACCACCGCCACCAGGACCACCCCACCAGGACCACCCCCACCAGGACCAAAUCCACCAGGACCACAUCCAGCAGGACCACCCCCACCAGGACCACCCCCACCAGGACCACCCCCACCAGGACCACCCCCACCAGGACCACAUCCACCAGGACCACAUCCACCAGGACCACCCCCAGCAGGACCACCCCCACCAGGACCACCCCCCACCAGGACCACCCCCACCAGUACCACCCCACCAGGACCCCUCACCAGACCACCCCACCAGGAACAGGACCACCCACCAGGACCACCCCACCAGGACCACAUCCACCAGGACCACAUCCACCAGGACCACCCCCAGCAGGACCACCCCCACCAGGACCACCCCCACCAGGACCACCCCCAGCAGGAACCACCCCCACCAGGACCACGUCCACCAGGACCACGUCCCACCAGGAACCACCCCCACCAGGACCCAGUCCACCAGGACCACGUCCACCAGGACCACCCCCACCAGGACCAGCGUCCACCAGGACCAUGUCCCAUGA
Messenger RNA from Salvelinus namaycush (lake trout), 1171 nucleotides. RefSeq names its product proline-rich protein 2-like. The transcript has a single exon. The record is from RefSeq and is a predicted model, not a curated record. The annotation marks the transcript as partial. Lineage: Eukaryota; Metazoa; Chordata; Actinopteri; Salmoniformes; Salmonidae.